Molecule: messenger RNA, 1545 nt
Organism: Schistocerca serialis cubense
Lineage: Eukaryota; Metazoa; Arthropoda; Insecta; Orthoptera; Acrididae
Product: TBC1 domain family member 5 homolog A-like
Exons: 3
Coding region: 1-1545 (514 amino acids)
Source: RefSeq, a predicted model, not a curated record
AUGGAAUCGAAGAACUUUAAUUUGACAAAUGUUCAUGGACACGUCACUGAUUCUGACAAUAGUGACGUAAAUGAUGACGCAAUUAGUUUUUCAGCACAACAUAAUGUAGAAGUAAAUACAAUUCAAUUGCACUCCACAGGGAUUAACAAUAACGAACCACUUGCAAAUGAACCCUUGUGCACAGUCAAUGAAGCAUCGAUUACCAGAUCAGAUGAAAAUAUUUCGCGUGAAAUCAGUGAACCUAGCCCGGUUUCGAUUCAAUCAGACCGUGGCAGAGAAACAAUGGCAACAAAUAAUGGCAUAAAUACAAACACACAAGCUUCGUCAGUUACGCUUGAGGCAUUAUAUAGUCUGAUGUCAAACGUGAGCGAGAAACUGGCGAAUCUAGAAAUCAGCCACAACAUGACAAACACAAAAUUGUCAAACAUGGAAAUUGGGUUCCAACAGCAGUUUUCAAGUGUAAACACGCAAUUUGAAAACAUACACAGACAUUUCGAUCAACGCUUAAAUAAACUCACCAAUGAAAUCGAUCAAAAGAUAGAAGACAAAGUCAUCAAAACCGUCAAUAGUGUAUACAAUGUAUUGGCAAAUGACUUAGAAAAGAAAUUGUCAGAUCUUACAAACAAACAGGAACAGGAACUGUCAGAAAUAGCAGAAACACACAAUCAAACACAAACCGAGACUCGACGUAUCAACGCGGACAUUAUCAAAAUAAAUGAAACUUUAGAAAACGGUAAUGUAAAUGAAUCAAUAACUGACCGGGAAACAAAACUUUUUGAAAAAUUAGGUAAUGAAAUCAAAGUAGCCGAGAACAGAAUACGCAAGGAAAUUGCUGGUAGACUGAAUGUUUCAAAUGACUUGCCUACGUCAAGCAACAGGCAGCGCGACACUUAUUCGUCCGUGCCAGAUUACGAUGUCAAUAACGCAGUACAUCAGGCGCCCAGUCCGGCGUAUGUGCACGCACCGGCACAGGCAAACAAUGGCUAUUCGCCAAACGCGGUGCUGCAACAGGCAAACGAUCUUGAAUACUUUCUUUCCGUGCUUGACUCAAUUGAACUAAUAUACGAAGAAGAGCCGAGCACAAGUAAUCGGAAUGAAUAUUCCGGAACCAAUCAAAACAACGGUAACGGACAUCAUUUUAAUGGCAGUGGACAAAACCCAUACAGUUGGGAUCCGUAUGCGACAAGGCCAAAUAAUGGAACCUGGAAUUACGGAAAUCGGAGGAAUUCGGCGCCACAAAGACGUGAAGACCGAAGGUAUAGUACAGAUUACGGCCCACGCCGGUAUGGAAAUGAUAGAAAUCACGUGAAUGAUUGGUCAGGCCCGCGUGAUGAAAGGCGGCACACAAAUGAAAAUUACAAUAGUUACAGUAAUAGGAAUGAUAGACCAAGGAGGAAUAGCGACGGUCGGUCGCAAGAAAAUGUUGCACGCGGCGGUCCGGAAACUAAUUGGCGACAGAAUAACCACUCAGUACACUUUGUAGAGGUAACGGACAGUACUGAAGCAACGCCUUUGUCUCCCCCGGUAAACAACAAUCGGUCGUAA